Messenger RNA from Daphnia pulicaria, 767 nucleotides. RefSeq lists its product as uncharacterized. The transcript has 2 exons. The record is from RefSeq and is a predicted model, not a curated record. NCBI's taxonomy places the organism in Eukaryota, Metazoa, Arthropoda, Branchiopoda, Diplostraca, Daphniidae. The coding region runs from base 2 to 715 and encodes 237 amino acids.
CAUGAAUAUGACUGGUGUGUCGUUAAGCGGACGUCGAUCCGGGUUUAUACCAGACUCGAUAUUCAUUAAUCAAGCAGUCAAGUCAACUACUGUAGUUCCUCCACUUCAAGGCACCGUUAACAAAAUGUGUGGGUCUUCAAAAUGCGCUGCGUGUUCAGGAACCUUGUAUGAAUGCAAGAUCCCAGAAGAGUCCAUUGAAAUGAUAUGGGAGCAGCUUUUAUCGUUCCUAAUUUCCUUGGACACUAAGGCUGACAGACUUGGAGAAUGGAAACAACAGAAACCCCUGUUAGAAAAUCUCUUUUAUCGGUUUUUUAAACUUGGUCUGAAAUUGAUAGAAUUGGGGGAUUGCGUUAAGAACUACCCCAGCAAUGUAGAUGCUACCAUAAAAUCUUUGAUUGGAAACAGACGUUGGAUUCAGCGGCAUCUUUAUCUCUACACCUCAUUAGAUUACGAUCGUCGAAUGGCUACAGAAUUCCACUAUCUCUGCAGAUUUCGAUCCGGAAUUCAGUUUCUCCUGGACGAUUUUUCGGAUAUUUCUUUAAGAUUUGAUCAAAUUCUAAAUAAUUUCAAAUGUGGCGAUUUUCUUAAUGAACAUAAUGAUUUAGAAGAACUUGAUAUUGAUAUGCAUUUGUUGAAACCUUCAGAUCCUUAUUUACAUCCUGAUCCUUUUGAAACUCCCUCAAGUAUCCCCAAACAUCAUUGGUGGUGGUUUUGACCAAUCAAAAUGGUUACGCUGCUUUGUUUUGGAUUAUUAAUAAAUACAGCUC